Linum trigynum is the source of this 2781-nucleotide messenger RNA. The record is from the annotation of a GenBank genome assembly. Lineage: Eukaryota; Viridiplantae; Streptophyta; Magnoliopsida; Malpighiales; Linaceae.
CUCUCAAUCCGAGUCUCUAGCGGGCGACUAACCUCCACCGGAGUAAACAGAUUGAGGCCUUAACAAACAAAACCUCCACUACCGGAGUGAAUCCGGUACAGAAUAGUGAGUUGGCUCCUCGACUAAAGUCACCAACUCCCUACCUUCAAUUAAGGGUGUUCUAUCAACCUAGGCAGAUAUUCUCAUUCUAGGUUAAAGCAGAAACAACAGGAAUUUGAUCAGGAUUCAAGUCAUUCAAUCAUUCAAACCUCAAUCGAAUAUAAUCAAAUCAUAGAAUCAGUAGUUGGGUUCAUACAAUCAAAGCCUAACAUACAAAUCUAGGGUUCUCCAUACCCAGAUGAAUGGGAGAACUACUCCAUGGAGAAAGAAGCAAAAGCAGAAUCAGACGCGGAAUUCAUACUGUGAAGGAUGGAUUCCUGCUCCUGGACGUUGGUCGGCACUUCUCCAAGCUCAAACUGGCCUCCAAUGGUGUUGAAGAUCAAGCUAGGGCACUUGGAGACUCUUGUUCGUCACUUUCUCUCUCUAGGAAUCGCCUAUCUUUCUCAAAACUCGAAUCCGCUUCUGUUUUGGCUGAAAUCUGCUUAAAAGGGCAUCAGUGGCCAAAGCACGGUCGAGGGCACGGCCGUGUAAUGCCUCAGCCCGCCCGUGCUUUGGCUAGGGUUAAUUACACGGCCAUUGUGUUGGGAGAAACACGGCCGUGCUUUUGGGAGGACACGGUCGUGCUUUGGGUGGACACGGCCAUGCUUUCAGCCCGUGUUUUGCAUCUUGAAUUUGCCAAACUCAAUUAGCUCUCGGCAGUAAAAGCACGGCCACAGAACACGGCCGUGUUCUUUUUUAGGUGUGCCCGUGUUUUGGCUCCAGCUUGACGAAAUGACUUCUGAAUGCCCCGAAACUGAUGCUUAGCCUUUCCUUUGACGCCUGGGACCUGAAAUAUGACAAAAUAGCGCAACCCGGCGUAAAAUAGGCCAAAAACACACGACUAUGCCCCUCAAACGGAUAAGAACUAGGGGCGCAAAUAUGUGCAAUUACAUCGUUAUCAAAUUCCCUCACACUUAACCGUUUGCUUGUCCCCAAGAAAACCUAACUCAAACCAAUGCAACUCUCCAGACCUCUAUAGCAACAAACAACCCAGAUCGUAGGUAGAGGACUUCCUAGAUCAUUUAGCAACUUACGAGGUCAACCGACGCACAAGUCAUCUCAUAGCUUCUUCAGCGAGAACACUAGUAUCGAGUCGGCAUCAUGGCAAAUAGUGAACAGAGGACAAAUGAAUCGUGGAUGAAGAGAUUCUCAAAAACAAAGGAUCAUGGACUCACAUUUUUCAAGGUGCUCUAUUUUCUUUGAAGAUGGUUGGAACCCCUUUUCUUUCUGUUUUGCUUGUUUUCUGUUAUUUUUUCUUUUCUUUUUUUUUUCAAGGGUCCCAACCUGCUUUUCAGAAAAUGGGGGCUCCCACCUAGCAGAGGUUUUGCAGGAGCCCGGCUCUUACCGGCCAUGCCAGGAGCGGAUGUCUCGAGCCUCGUGCGGGGGAAAGACAUGUAAGGGGGCUGGAGGUAGUAGGUGGAAAUUGGGAACGAAUUCCCGUCUCCCCUUACACACUUUCGCCCUAUUCGCACGGGAGACAUUAUUUUGAAACCCAUUUUCGAGCACCUGUUAAACUCAAAACAUGAUACAAGAGUCCAUGACAGGUAGAGAAUCCACAACACCACACAAUUCAAGGGUCCUAAGAUCACUAAUUCACUCAAUCAACCAACACAAUAUGAAGAAGAAAUGAGACUUCUUAAAUGCAUCAACAUCCUCCAUAGUGCUACACUACCUCCCUAGGUUGCAUAUUACUAUAAAGACUGUCAAUUCAAAGCAUACUGAGCAGGCAAUUGCAUGGAAACACGUACUUGGAGCCCUCAAAUUUAAAAAUUUGGACAGUGGACUAGGCUCCAAGCACACAAACAGAUCUAAUACAGUCAAAAGAUAAACAUCCCCCCACACUUAAGAUCGACAUUGCCCUCAAUGGAGAAGAGGGAAGGAAAAGGGGAACGAUGUUACCGGUAUACACGGGCUGCAGGAGACUGGAAGCGGACCAGUCGGAGUGAAGCGGACUGGAUAGAGAACCAGUCAAGACAAGUGUCGCAACCGCCCCUCGAGAUCGGGAUACCCGUCGCGAACCGCUCGGAGUCGCCAUCGACCUUAUUCGUAGUGGGUCGAACACUAAUUGGACCGAUCUCGACCUUAGCGUCGAAACCGAAAUUUGGUCUGCGAAAUUUAGUAAUUUGGGUUCAGGAGUACGGUUACGUGUGGGGAAGUGUAUUCACACCCCACAACGCCCCAAAUGGGUACUACUUAAAUCGAUAAGUUUUUUUAAAGGUUGGGUGUUUCAUUAUUUGCGGCUUUAUUGAUGUAUUUAAUUAUCAGAUUCAAUGAGGUAAAAUGUAAAGAAAGAGUUUUUUUUUAAUAGUUGGACUCGAACCUAUUGGUUGCCUACGUACCCGACUUAGUCGGGAUCAAAGUCCACGUAGUUUGUUUUAAAACAGGUGUGAAUUAUGAUGUGAUCUCAACACGUUCUAUUGAUCGUGAUUAAGAUAAUAAUUAUAAACUUUUAGAAAAUGAAUUUUGGUAAUUUAGUGGUUGGUGAUCGGAGGGAAUUUUAGCAUAUGACAAAAACACACAUGUUUUAUUGAUAUGUGGUUUCAUUAUUAGAUGAAUAAUUGAUACGACAUAAUAGGAGAUUAUGGAAUACGUGUUGGGAGGUAAGUGAUGUCUACUCCAUUUUAAAAAAUGAUGGUUCUAAUC